AUGACCACUGGAAAGAGCACGUAUAUUGUAAGCUGCGAUCGAUUGCUUUUACAUUACAGUCCCAUCGAUAUGCGAAAGAACCUAGAGGAACUGGUCCUCUUAAGCUGCACAUCAAAAUACGUGGGCGAGUACUGUCAACAUUUGAACCCAUGUUAUACGGGAUCGCGCUGUCAAAAUGGCGGCUCGUGCAGGGUACGCGAGGGCAUUGGGGGUGGCACACCUUCCUUCACAUGUUCAUGUCCAGUCGGUUUUACUGCCAGCCUCUGCGAAAUUCCUAUCGAGAACGCCUGUGACUCUUCGCCCUGCCUCAACGGUGCUACGUGCAAUCUUAAAUCGUUGCACGAAUAUGUGUGCACGUGCAGCAUCGGAUUCACAGGUGACCAUUGCGAGCGACAGGAUUACUGCGCCUCGUCGCCUUGUCGAAACGGGGCCGGGUGUCGCUCGCUCGAGGACAGCUACGAGUGUACGUGUGCACAUGGUUUCACGGGUCCAAAUUGCGCGGACGACAUCGACGAGUGUGAGAGGGACCCGUGCAGACAUGGUACCUGCAACAAUAUUCACGGAUCUUACAGUUUAACGCCGGAUCUCAGCGACGUUGACGAUCAAAGAUUUCUAAUCACCAUUUCCGGUUCUUUAAAUGCAAAAAAAUUACAUAUGUGGGCGCAGAUGGGAUUGAAUCCGGAUCUACGGAUCGCGAAUUAA
This is a messenger RNA of Acromyrmex echinatior (Panamanian leafcutter ant), 702 nucleotides long. It is a transcript of the gene N, whose product is annotated as neurogenic locus Notch protein. The record is from RefSeq and is a predicted model, not a curated record. Gene Ontology annotation, molecular function: calcium ion binding; protein binding. NCBI's taxonomy places the organism in Eukaryota, Metazoa, Arthropoda, Insecta, Hymenoptera, Formicidae. Gene Ontology annotation, cellular component: signaling receptor complex; cell surface; plasma membrane. Gene Ontology annotation, biological process: regulation of developmental process; axon guidance; cell differentiation.